AUGAAGGGGGAAGACGAUGAAGUUCGGAACAUGGAGUUUAAACAGCCAACAAAAUUGAAGGCAACCGAUAAUGACCACCAGUUGUGGCGUCGAAUGACUAUCGAAGAAGAGCAAAGCGGAGACUAUUUCCGGUUCGCGUCUCUGAAUAAUAAUGGUGAUGAUGGUGAUGAUGAUGAUGAUGAUGGUGAGAUAAUGGUAAUGGUGGUAGGUGAUGGUGGUGGUAGUAUGAGACCACCGCAACACAACAGUAACAACAAGGAAAUGAUGGCGGAAUGUCUCAGUGAUUAUGAACGUUCAAUUUCACAAGAGCAGAAAUUGAUAUCAUUACCCGAAAAUACAAAUUUGGAACAUCUAUGCAAAUUAAAUAUUCGCGAACAGCCAUGUAUGAUCCGAAAAACUGGAAUAAUUUGUACUAUUGGACCAGCAUGUCGAAAUGUGGAAAAAUUACAAGAAAUGAUUAUCAACGGAAUGAAUAUAGCUCGCAUGAAUUUCAGCCAUGGAACGUAUGAAUAUCAUGCGGAAACAAUAGCGAAUGUUCGCGCGGCAGCACAUAGCUUCAGCGAACCGCGGUUGGUCGCAAUCGCUCUCGACACAAAAGGUCCAGAAAUACGCACUGGUCUUCUGGCGGGGGGUGCCAGUGCAGAAGUGGAAUUGGUAAAGGGAAGUCAAAUCAAGCUAACUACCGAUCUGUCCAUGGAAAACUUAGGAACAGCAGAGAAGAUUUUCGUUGACUACAAGAACAUCACUAAAGUACUUAGUGUUGGCUCGCGUGUCUUCGUUGAUGACGGUCUCAUUUCAUUAAUCGUCAAUUCCAUCGAAAGUGACAGCAUACUGUGUACCGUUGAAAAUGGCGGUAUGUUGGGAAGCAGAAAGGGUGUUAAUUUGCCCGGUACAUUAGUUGAUUUGCCAGCUGUAUCUGAGAAGGACAUCAGAGAUUUGCAAUUUGGUGUGGAGCAGAAAGUAGAUAUCGUUUUUGCAUCAUUCAUACGGAGCGGUAAAGGUGUUAGCAUGAUAAGAAAAGUGCUCGGUGACAAAGGAAAUUACAUUAAAAUCAUAGCAAAAAUCGAAAAUCAAGAAGGUGUUGAUAAAGCCGAUGAAAUUAUUGAGGAAGCAGAUGGUGUUAUGGUUGCCCGUGGAGAUUUGGGUAUUGAAAUUCCACCAGAAAAGGUAUUUUUGGUCCAGAAAAUGUUGAUUGCCAAAUGUAAUAAAGCAGGGAAACCGGUAAUCUGUGCUACUCAAAUGCUUGAAUCGAUGAUAAAGAAACCGAGACCAACUCGUGCUGAAGGUAGUGACGUUGCGAACGCAGUUCUAGACGGAGCUGAUUGUGUGAUGCUCAGUGGUGAAACUGCUAAAGGUGACUAUCCAUUAGAAGCUCUCAAAAUCAUGCAUCAGAUCUGUAAGGAAGCAGAAGCAGCACUGUACCAUACACGAUUUUUCGAAGAGCUCCUCCAUGCAACCCCGAAACCAACUGAUAUUGCGCAUACUGUUGCUAUCGCAGCAACUUCAGCUGCAACGUCUUGCCAUGCCAGUGCAUUGAUUCUGGUUACCACUACCGGACGGUCUGCUGGCUUGAUAUCUCGUUAUCGACCAACGAUGCCUAUCUUUGCAAUAUGCCGAGAUGGGCAUGUUGCUCGACAACUUCAUCUGUGGCGUGGUAUAUUCCCGCUUCUUUAUGGAGCAAAUCGAGAAAGUGACUGGUCGAGCGAUGUCGAUGCUCGAAUUAAUUAUGGCGUUUCGGUUGGUAAAGACCGCGGUUUUAUCAAGAAGAAUGACUUGGUGGUUGUUAUUACUGGCUGGAGACAAGGUGCCGGUCAUACGAACACACUACGUAUCAUCAAGGUACCAUAA
This is a messenger RNA of Acanthocheilonema viteae, 1848 nucleotides long. The record is from the annotation of a GenBank genome assembly. Lineage: Eukaryota; Metazoa; Nematoda; Chromadorea; Rhabditida; Onchocercidae.